CCUCGCCGCCGCCACCGCCGUGCCGCCGCCAUCCGCCCGCCGCCGCCGCCGCCGCCCGGCCCCCGAGCACGCCGGCCCCGCGCGCGCCUCGAGGCCGAGUCAAGGUGUGAGAUGCACAAUGCGAAACCUAGGCCCCAGCUUUUGCACCAUGAUGCACAGGGUUGUACUUUUUGUACUGAACUGAUAGGUGGCCUAGUGGUUAUGCCCUGUACUACCAUUUUGAGGAUCUGGACUCCGUUCCUGCCUUGCUCUUUGGACCACAUUGUCAAUUCACACCGAGUGCAGGAAAAGUUCUAAUACUAUUUAUAUUAAAAAUAAAACGUCACCAUGUUGAACAGAUUAAGUGUCAAAAACUAUGUUCCAACUUCCUGUCAACAAUCUUGGCAGUUUAAGAAAAGCCCGGAAAACUGUGAAAAAAAUACUUAGUGACAUUGGGUUGGAAUACUGUAAAGAACACAUAGAAGAUUUUAAACAGUUUGAACCUAAUGACUUUUAUUUGAAAAACACUACAUGGGAGGACGUAGGACUGUGGGACCCUUCGCUUACGAAAAAUCAGGACUACCGGACGAAACCUUUUUGCUGCAGUGCUUGUCCAUUUUCUUCAAAAUUCUUCUCUGCCUACAAAAGUCAUUUCCGGAAUGUCCAUAGUGAAGACUUUGAAAAUAGGAUUCUCCUUAAUUGCCCCUACUGUACCUUCAAUGCAGACAAAAAGACUUUGGAAACACACAUUAAAAUAUUUCAUGCUCCAAACGCCAGCGCACCGAGUAGCAGCCUCAGCACUUUUAAAGAUAAAAGCAAAAAUGAUGGCCUUAAACCUAAGCAGGCUGACAGUGUAGAACAAGCUGUUUAUUACUGUAAGAAGUGCACUUACCGAGAUCCUCUUUAUGAAAUCGUUAGGAAGCACAUUUACAGGGAACAUUUUCAGCACGUGGCGGCGCCUUACAUAGCAAAGGCAGGUGAGAAGUCACUCAACGGUGCAGUCCCUCUAGGUUCAAAUGCCCGGGAAGAGAGCAGUAUUCACUGCAAGAGAUGCCUUUUCAUGCCAAAGUCCUACGAAGCUUUGGUACAACACGUCAUCGAAGACCAUGAACGCAUAGGCUAUCAGGUCACUGCCAUGAUUGGGCACACAAAUGUGGUGGUUCCCCGAUCUAAACCCUUGAUGCUAAUUGCUCCCAAACCUCAAGAGAAGAAGGGCAUGGGACUCCAAUCAAGAAUUGGUUCCCUUGCUUCUGGAAAUGUCCGGUCUUUGCCAUCGCAGCAGAUGGUAAAUCGACUCUCAAUACCAAAGCCUAACUUAAAUUCGACAGGAGUCAACAUGAUGUCCAAUGUUCACCUACAGCAGAAUAACUACGGAGUCAAAUCUGUAGGCCAGGGCUAUGGCGUUGGUCAGUCCAUGAGACUGGGUCUAGGUGGCAAUGCACCAGUCUCCAUCCCUCAGCAGUCUCAGUCUGUGAAGCAGCUACUUCCGAGUGGCAAUGGAAGAUCUUACGGGCUUGGGUCAGAGCAGAGAUCCCAGGCACCAGCAAGAUACUCCCUGCAGUCUGCUAAUGCCUCUUCUCUCUCGUCAGGCCAGUUAAAGUCUCCCUCCCUCUCCCAGUCACAGGCAUCCAGAGUAUUAGGUCAGUCCAGUUCCAAACCCACUGCAGCUGCCACGGGCCCUCCCCCAGCCAAUACUUCCUCAACUCAAAAGUGGAAAAUAUGUACAAUCUGUAAUGAGCUUUUUCCUGAAAAUGUUUAUAGUGUGCACUUCGAAAAAGAACAUAAAGCUGAGAAAGUCCCAGCAGUAGCCAACUACAUUAUGAAAAUACACAAUUUCACUAGCAAAUGCCUCUACUGUAAUCGCUAUUUGCCCACAGAUACCCUGCUCAACCACAUGUUAAUUCAUGGUCUGUCUUGCCCGUAUUGCCGGUCAACGUUCAAUGACGUGGAAAAGAUGGCGGCGCACAUGCGGAUGGUUCACAUUGAUGAAGAGAUGGGACCUAAAACAGAUUCUACUUUGAGCUUUGAUUUGACAUUGCAGCAGGGUAGUCACACUAAUAUCCACCUCCUUGUAACCACAUACAACCUGAGGGAUGCCCCAGCUGAAUCUGUUGCUUACCAUGCCCAGAAUAACCCUCCGGUCCCUCCAAAGCCACAGCCAAAAGUUCAGGAAAAGGCAGAUAUCCCUGUUAAAAGUUCACCUCAGGCUGCAGUACCCUAUAAAAAAGAUGUUGGGAAAACCCUUUGCCCGCUUUGCUUUUCAAUCCUAAAAGGACCCAUAUCUGAUGCACUUGCCCAUCACCUACGAGAGAGGCACCAAGUUAUUCAGACGGUUCAUCCGGUGGAAAAAAAGCUCACCUACAAAUGCAUCCAUUGCCUUGGUGUGUACACCAGCAACAUGACCGCCUCGACUAUCACUUUGCAUCUAGUUCACUGCAGGGGUGUUGGAAAGACCCAGAAUGGCCAGGAUAAGACAAAUGCACCCUCUCGGCUUAAUCAGUCACCGGGCCUGGCACCUGUCAAGCGCACUUACGAGCAAGUGGAAUUUCCCUUGCUGAAAAAGCGAAAGUUAGACGAUGAUAGUGAUUCGCCCAGCUUCUUUGAAGAGAAGCCUGAGGAGCCUGUUGUUUUAGCUUUAGACCCCAAGGGUCAUGAAGAUGAUUCCUAUGAAGCCAGGAAAAGCUUCCUAACGAAGUAUUUCAAUAAACAGCCCUAUCCCACCAGGAGAGAAAUUGAGAAGCUGGCUGCCAGUUUGUGGUUGUGGAAGAGUGACAUUGCUUCCCAUUUUAGUAACAAGAGGAAGAAGUGUGUCCGAGACUGUGAAAAAUACAAGCCUGGUGUGUUACUGGGCUUCAACAUGAAAGAACUCAACAAAGUGAAGCACGAGAUGGAUUUUGAUGCUGAGUGGCUGUUUGAGAAUCAUGACGAGAAGGAUUCCCGAGUCAAUGCUAGUAAAACUGCUGACAAAAAGCUCAGCCUUGGGAAGGAAGAGGACAGCUCCUCAGACAGUUUUGAAAAUUUGGAGGAAGAAUCCAAUGGAAGUGGUAGCCCUUUUGACCCUGUGUUUGAAGUCGAGCCUAAAAUCCCCAACGAUACCCCGGAGGAGCACAUACCGAAGGUCAUUUCUGAGGAUGCUUUAGAAUCUGAGGGGAAGCUAGACCAAAAAGAGGAGGAUGGUUCAAAAUACGAAACUGUUCAUUUGACUGAGGAACCGACCAAGCUGCUGCGCGAUGCCUCUGACAGUGACGUUGACCACGAUGACGCCGUUGAGUGGAAGGAUGGUGCUUCUCCGUCUGAGAGUGGCCCCGGUUCCCAACAGGUGUCGGACUUUGAGGACAACACAAGUGAAAUGAAAGCGGGAACCUGGUCUGAUGAGUCUUCCCAGAGUGAAGACGCAAGAAGCAGUAAGCCAGCUGCCAAAAAAAAGGCUACCGUGCAAGGCGACAGAGAGCAGUUGAAAUGGAAGAAUAGUUCCUAUGGAAAAGUUGAAGGGUUUUGGUCCAAGGACCAGUCACAGUGGAAGAACGCAUCUGAAAAUGACGAGCGCUUAUCUAACCCACAGAUUGAGUGGCAGAAUAGCACAAUUGACAGUGAGGACGGGGAGCAGUUUGACAACAUGACUGACGGCGUUGCCGAGCCCAUGCACGGCGGCCUGACCGGCGUGAAACUGAGCAGCCAGCAGGCCUGAGUGCCCGGUUCUCCGGCACUGGGGACCAGCUGCCGCCUGGGGCUCGGCUCUGCUCUCCUCCCGGUAGGACUGCAAAGCUGUAUUCUGACUGGUACCGCCUUUUGAGCGCUGGGUCACCGGGCUGUGGGGAUACGAGGCCACUGCUAAUCCCGGUGGUUCUUCCCAUGUCUAUGACACACGACUGGCUGAUCUGGCUUCAGAACUUGCUGUGACAGACACAGUAAAUAAAUGUGAAAAACCGAUAAGCUGGUGGCUCACGAACGCACAUGAGGAAAAGCAGAGGUUUAUUUUAUCUGCCUUCUCAACAUUUCUUUCCCUCUGUAAAAUGUUUGGUUGGAUGAUCUGGGGAAGCGUUACCCUGAUUGACACGGUAGUGUAGGGCCAACAUUCAAGCUACCAGUCCAAUGUGUAUAGUAGACUUCGGGGAAAAUCAAUUUUUUUUCAUGUAUUCAUUCUGAAUAGUUGAAAUGUAUAUUUGUACAGUCUUUUAGACCUAUUCAAGUGAUGCCUAUGAUAUUGUUAUUGUGUACCCAUCUAGAUUUGUUUCUUUUUUUAGUGUUGCCCUUGCUGUGUAAUAAGCGCUCUAUCUAGUUUACCUAGCAAAAGCCUGAAACUGCGCUAGUAUGGACUUUUGGACAGACUUAGUUUUUGCACAUAACCUUGUACAAUCUCGCAACAGAGGCCAGCCACAUAAGAUAUAUAUCUGGACUCUCUUGUAUUAUAGAAUUUUUCUCGUUCUGAAUAUCCUUGACAUUACAGCUGACAGAAACAAAAACUGGCAUUUCAGAUCUGUUUUCUGAAAUCUUUUAAGCUAAAAAUCACAUGCAAGAAUUGACUUUGCAGCUACUAAUUUUGACACCUUUUAGAUCUGUAUGAAAGUGUGUUGUGUUGAAGCAGCAAACCACUGAGUGCUGCAUUUUGGAUAUUUAGUUUUAUCUUUAGUUAAGCACCACCCCGGUGUAUUCAUUUAUACCAUCUAAUAUAUGACACACUGUUGUAGUAUGUAUAAUUUUGUGGUCUUUAUUUCCCUUUGUAUUCAUUUUAAGCAUCUAAAUAAAUUGCUGUAUUGUGCUUAAUGUAAA
Mustela lutreola (European mink) is the source of this 4749-nucleotide messenger RNA. RefSeq names its product activity dependent neuroprotector homeobox (gene ADNP). The transcript is spliced from 6 exons. Gene Ontology annotation, molecular function: DNA binding. Lineage: Eukaryota; Metazoa; Chordata; Mammalia; Carnivora; Mustelidae. The record is from RefSeq and is a predicted model, not a curated record. Bases 356 to 3667 code for a protein of 1103 amino acids. Gene Ontology annotation, biological process: regulation of gene expression. Gene Ontology annotation, cellular component: nucleus.